Messenger RNA from Suillus subaureus, 348 nucleotides. RefSeq lists its product as uncharacterized. The record is from RefSeq and is a predicted model, not a curated record. The transcript is spliced from 2 exons. Lineage: Eukaryota; Fungi; Basidiomycota; Agaricomycetes; Boletales; Suillaceae. The annotation marks the transcript as partial.
CAGCAAGAAUACAUCAACCAACUUAAUGAGCACCAUGCCCUGCAGAAUAUAAGUGUUCAUGAAAACAACACAGUGGCAGCCCAUGAUACUCAAUCCACCUUAGAUAAUGUUUUUAGGAUGCUCAAUGCUCUUGCUGUUCAAACUGGAAUUUAUGCAUGUCUCUUUGCCUCUCAUGGACAUGUGUAUGAUACUGCUCAGGCAACAUGGUUUGGGAUGGACAAUGUCAUGGACUUUUGGGAGGAUGUCCUCCAAAUGGAGGCUGAUGAAAUUGCAAGGAAAUUGGAACAAUGGGUGUGUAUGGCAGGCCAAAGUGUGUUACUUCACUUUUUUACUGGAUACUUAUGCUAA